Molecule: messenger RNA, 1980 nt
Organism: Doryrhamphus excisus (bluestripe pipefish)
Lineage: Eukaryota; Metazoa; Chordata; Actinopteri; Syngnathiformes; Syngnathidae
Gene: dnaja2b
Product: DnaJ heat shock protein family (Hsp40) member A2b
Biological process (GO): protein folding; response to heat
Molecular function (GO): ATP binding; Hsp70 protein binding
Source: RefSeq, a predicted model, not a curated record
UGCGGAUGUCUACGUCAAAAGUGGGGAGGGACUUUGUGUGUGAAUCUGGCAACCCUGGACGACCCAGCCGGUGGAAGCUUGUGUUUCCCUCUCACCUAGCAAAACGUCCGCAGUAGGCAGCCGGUUUGCAACAUGUCGAAAGUCGCGGAUACUAAGCUGUACGACAUUCUCGGAGUCUCCCCAUCGGCCAAUGAAAAUGAACUUAAAAAGGCGUACCGCAAAUUGGCGAAGGAGUAUCAUCCUGACAAGAACCCUGAUGCUGGAGACAAGUUUAAAGAGAUCAGUUUUGCAUAUGAAGUACUGACAAACCCGGAGAAAAAGGAGCUGUAUGACCGCUAUGGAGAACAGGGACUUCGGGAGGGCGGAGGAGGUGGGCCCGGAAUGGACGAUAUCUUCUCUCACAUCUUCGGUGGGGGACUUUUUGGGUUCAUGGGAGGCCAGGGCAGAGGUCGUAAUGGAGGAAGGAGGAGAGGCGAAGACAUGGUACACCCCUUGAAAGUUUCUCUUGAAGACCUCUACAAUGGUAAAACUACCAAACUGCAGCUAAGCAAGAAUGUGCUAUGUGGUACCUGCAAUGGUCAGGGGGGUAAAGCGGGUGCAGUGCAAAAGUGUGUGGCAUGCAGAGGAGUAGGCAUGAGAGUCGUGAUCAGACAGCUGGCCCCUGGUAUGGUCCAACAGGUGCAGUCAGUCUGCACAGACUGCAAAGGAGAGGGUGAAGUCAUCAAUGAGAAGGACCGCUGUAAAAAGUGUGAAGGUCAUAAGGUGUGUAAGGAAACAAAGCUCCUGGAGGUGCAUGUGGAUAAAGGCAUGAAACACGGACAAAAGAUCACAUUCUCUGGGGAAGCUGACCAAGCACCAGGCGUUGAACCAGGAGACAUCGUUCUGGUCCUACAGGAGAAAGAACACGAGGAAUUCCGUCGGGAAGGCAGUGACCUUCACAUGGUGCAACGCAUUGGCCUUGUUGAAGCUCUGUGUGGCUUCCAAAUGACUGUCACACACCUGGAUGGACGUCAGUUGCUUGUCAAAUACCCACCUGGCAAGGUCAUAGAACCAGGCUCUAUUCGGAUGGUGAAGGGUGAGGGGAUGCCACAGUACAGAAACCCGUUUGAGAAGGGCGAUCUUUACAUCAAGUUUGACGUGCAGUUCCCGGAGAACAACUGGAUCAACCCUGAAAAGCUGAACGAGCUCGAGUGCCUGCUGCCAAGCCGUGCAGACGAACCCGUCAUUUCCGCUGAUGCAGAGGAAGUUGACUUGACAGAUUUUGACAGGAGUCAAGGGACGGCUGGGGGCUCCAGGAGAGAGGCCUACCAUGAUAGUUCUGAUGAGGAGGGUGGCCAUCAUGGCCCAGGGGUGCAGUGCGCACACCAGUAGAAAGACUUUAAGCAUGUUUACAUGCACAUCCCUUGAGUCCCACUGCUAACACCAUUCAAGACUUGACGCACAUACAUGCACAUUACCUUCCUUUCACAGUUCCCGUGAAAGACAGAUACACUCAUACAUUGACAUAUACACGCACCCUCCUCAGAUCUAUGGUGCCCAUAAGACAUGCUGGAGUUGUGAUGAUUAUUUUAUGUUUCUAGACAGUAGUGCUCGACAAAGUCUCAGGCCAAAACAUGACUCGGACCUCCAUGGUUUGUGUAAGACAAAAGCAAGUAUUGUUGACUCAUGUCCAAGGUGUAAUGUACUCUAUCACACAUAAGUGCAUGCUGCUUACCCGCUGACAAUGUUGCACAUGUAGAACAGAGCCCAGACACCCAAUGUGUUCUGACACCAUAUGGAUAACGUCAGCCCCGAAGAUUCCACACAGCCUGCUUGGACAUUUGUCUCUUUCUUGAACCAUGUUUUCAAAACGGGACUCGCUUGUGCUGCCCAGUAUCCUGCUGUCACAUUGCUAGAAAAUAUCCUGAGUUGUAGUACCUAUCAGGAACCAUGUCUUGUUUGGAGUUUUGUUUUUAUGUUAAAAAGUGUGUUUUGAGACCA